GCUCCAUGAAGGUUUUUGGACAAUGAUCCGGAUGGUGCAACAGUGCUUCAAAAAUGAGUAUUUCGACAACUUGCUACACGCUUGCAAACCUUGUCACCUUCGAUGUCCUAAGUCACCACCCGUGGUGUGUCAGAGUUACUGUAGUGCAAGUGCAACUGGUUCAGUCAAAAUAACAGAUGAGAUUCUUUGGAUCUGUUUGGGGAUGGGAGCUGUUUUGUCUUUGACAGUUUUCGUGCUGACAUUCUUAUUUAAGAAGAUGAGUCAAGAGCAAACAAAGGAGGAACUUAAAAAUACAGGCGUCCGAGAUCCGGCCGUCCCGAAGGGCGCGAAGGAGGACGAAGCCAGUUUUCCUCUCCGGGCGGGAACGGCCACCAAGGUGACGGUCGAAGAGUGUACCUGCGAAGAAUGCCACUCGGGGAACCCGAAGGAGGCCACCCGCCCUUCGUUCCCGCUCCCAGCCACGCAGGAAGGGGCAACUGUCCUCGUCACCACCAAGACAAACGACUGUUACAAGGGUGGGCCGGGGGUUGGGGGUGACACCUUCUCAGGGUUGUGGGAAUCAGCUUUACUCCAUCAUCAUCCAUGAGCCUGACGCGGGGCCCGCCCUCCUCCAUCAGGUUGCCUGCUGUUGGUAAAGGGGAGACUCUUUAAAAAAAAAAAUUAAAAAAAAAAUAAUAAAAAAACUUCAGCUG
Tachyglossus aculeatus (Australian echidna) is the source of this 692-nucleotide messenger RNA. It is a transcript of the gene TNFRSF17, whose product is annotated as TNF receptor superfamily member 17. Gene Ontology annotation, biological process: tumor necrosis factor-mediated signaling pathway. The coding region runs from base 23 to 586 and encodes 187 amino acids. The record is from RefSeq and is a predicted model, not a curated record. Gene Ontology annotation, molecular function: signaling receptor activity. Lineage: Eukaryota; Metazoa; Chordata; Mammalia; Monotremata; Tachyglossidae. The transcript has 4 exons.